This is a messenger RNA of Candida tropicalis MYA-3404, 759 nucleotides long. RefSeq lists its product as uncharacterized. Gene Ontology annotation, biological process: lipid droplet organization; phospholipid biosynthetic process; lipid storage. The record is from RefSeq and is a predicted model, not a curated record. The coding region runs from base 1 to 759 and encodes 252 amino acids. Lineage: Eukaryota; Fungi; Ascomycota; Pichiomycetes; Serinales; Debaryomycetaceae. The transcript has a single exon. Gene Ontology annotation, cellular component: endoplasmic reticulum membrane.
AUGAAGUUAACUCUCAAGUUAACCCCUUAUAAUUUUGCAUAUUUAGUUUAUCCAGUAGUAUAUGUUUGUUCAAUUCCUUUGACUUUGCUACUUAAAAGAUACAAUGGCACAAUUGCACACACGUUCCCAGUUAAUUUUAUUGAACUGUAUAUUGUUAGUAAUCAUGGAUAUAUGUGGUUCACCGGAUUAUACUGGAUUUUAGCAAUAACAUUAGGAUAUUUACCAACUAAGGACACUGUCAUUCUCACAAGAUACACAAAGAUUUAUCUCAUUAACACACUCUGGAUAUUGAUCCUUUUGGAAUGGUUUUUUGGAUCUCCAAUUUUUGAAAGAAUCAGUGUGUUUGCUGGAGCAACAUGUUCUGCCCCGGGUAUAUUUAGGGAAUACGAGUGUAAAGACAAUGGUGGUGAAUGGAAUGAUCCAUUUGAUAGUUCAAGUCAUUAUACAUUUUUAAUUUCGAGUAGUUUAUUAGUAUGGUAUUUGAUUGUCACUCAUGUUUCUUGGGUUACAGAUUAUUUAUCUAGUCACGUUCCUGAUUUAGAAGUCGGGAUCUCAUAUUCCCCAGUUGAAGAAACUCAGUCUAAAGUCUCCAGUGCGUAUAAAACUGUCAGAACUAUUGUUGAAAUUGUCGCUGUGGUGUUGUUGGGUAUUUGGUUCAUUCUGUAUCUUACGACGUCGAUAUUUUUCCAUACAAUACCAGAAAAGUUGGUGGGAUUGAUCUGUGGGUUAGUUGUUCCUACAUUAAUAGAAUAUAUUUAA